This is a messenger RNA of Gossypium arboreum, 1317 nucleotides long. RefSeq lists its product as uncharacterized. Gene Ontology annotation, biological process: protein folding. Gene Ontology annotation, molecular function: adenyl-nucleotide exchange factor activity; protein homodimerization activity; protein-folding chaperone binding. Gene Ontology annotation, cellular component: chloroplast. Bases 119 to 1147 code for a protein of 342 amino acids. The transcript has 3 exons. The record is from RefSeq and is a predicted model, not a curated record. Lineage: Eukaryota; Viridiplantae; Streptophyta; Magnoliopsida; Malvales; Malvaceae.
AUAAAACCUCAGCUUUUCUCUUUUAUCUGUCUGUCUGUCACCCACCCUAUUCUGCCCUCUUCCUACAUCUCCCUCUCUCUUUGUACCUCUUCGCAUUCUCAAGAUAGUUUCUUCUCCCAUGGCUACUCUCAUUAAGACGCUGCCGUUUAAGUCCCCUCCUCCUCUAACUCCACCUGCUACAACCUUUUCUUUAAACUCUUCGAAGCCCUUCCAUGUCUGCUUCAAACAAAGACUUCCUCCUUCAAGCCGUCCCCUCCGCUUCAGCUUCACUCCCUCUCUUCGCUUCCUCAACUUGGUUCCUUUUGCUUCCACUGGAGGUGAAACUGACACUAUUCAUACCCAACAACAAGUUCAAGAACCCCAAAUUGAGGACUCUUCAGAUGUUGAUGUUGCUGCUGUAGACGAUACUGCUGCAGAUGAGAGCAGUGAUGUUGAAGAAACAUCUUCUUCAGCCAUUUCAUCAUUGCUCCAAUCAUACAAAGAAGCUUUGGCAAGUAAUGAUGAGUCAAAAGUUGCUGAUAUAGAAGCAUUGUUAAAGUCCAUUGAAGAUGAGAAAGUUGAUCUUGAAAAGAAAAUGGCUUCUUUGUCAGAAGAAUUGUCAACAGAGAAGGAUCGAGUUCUUAGGAUUGGUGCGGACUUUGACAACUUUCGCAAGAGGACAGAGAGAGAACGCCUUUCUUUGGUAGCAAAUGCCCAAGGAGAGGUUUUGGAAAAUUUGUUGCCUGUUUUGGAUAAUUUUGAGCGAGCUAAAGCCCAAAUUAAGGUCAAGACAGAGGGAGAAGAGAAGAUCAAUAACAGCUAUCAAAGCAUAUACAAGCAGUUUAUGGAGAUUUUGGGUUCUCUGGGCGUUGAACCUGUGGACACAGUGGGAAAUCCUUUUGAUCCAAUGCUGCAUGAAGCGAUCAUGCAGGAGGAUUCCACUGAAUUUGAAGAAGGUAUCAUUCUACAAGAAUUUCAGAAGGGAUUCAAGCUGGGAGACAGGCUGUUACGUCCGGCAAUGGUAAAAGUAUCGGCUGGUCCAGGGCCUUCAAAGCCUGAACAAGGAGAGUCAUCAGAAAGUGCAGAUGUAGGUGAAAGCAAGGAGACCAGUGAAACUGCUGAAAGCAGUGAAACUACCAAAACCCACCGGGAAGCAGAGUCGUCUUGAAGACUAGAUAGAGAUCCUGGAUUCAGUUUUGUAUAAGCAACACACGUUUACCUGUAUUAUUAGGGCUCAAAUUUUGUUUGUGAUUGUUGUGAUGAUAUAUUAUUGUUACUUUUUCUUCAUUUCUGGAGAAAUUUAUAUUGAGAUGAGGAAAUAGCAUGCCUUUGGGACAA